UCAAGGUGGCUGUGGCUCUUAUUUCCCCCCCCCCCCGUUGUACUGUAACAAAAUGGUGACCGCAGUUGCGGUGUUUCUAGUCGUUCUUGGACUUCAGUAUUUCCGUAAAUUUUUAACAGAUUAUGUCACGUUGUUUUUGAAUCGACCAAGUCCUGAUGAAAAGCAACUUGCAAUCACCUUAAGGGAACUACAGAACGAACUGUCACACAUUAAUGCCCAGCAUGAGUUUGCCAAAUAUGCAAAGUUGAAACGACUCAUUAGCAAACAUGAAGAUAAAUUUCGCAGUCAAGGAUUACAGCGACAAAAACAUGGUCUUAAAAUAAAAGGAGUUUUGUGGACUGUUGGCAUCGCAUUCACUGUAGUUUGCCAUUCAUGGAUCAUGUGGAAUUACAGAUCUGUUCCAUUGGUGGAAAUGCCAACUGACUGGCUUGCACCAUUAAACCCUAUUCUUAAGUUUCCAACAAAUGUUGAUGGUGCUAUUGGUCUACCAGCAUGGCUUGUUAUUAGCAAUUCUGUUAUUUUUCAACUGCAAAGGAUGUGGUCACCCUAAAGCAUCAAAAUUAACC
Dendronephthya gigantea is the source of this 566-nucleotide messenger RNA. Its product is annotated as tail-anchored protein insertion receptor WRB-like. Gene Ontology annotation, biological process: tail-anchored membrane protein insertion into ER membrane. Bases 53 to 550 code for a protein of 165 amino acids. The record is from RefSeq and is a predicted model, not a curated record. The transcript is spliced from 5 exons. NCBI's taxonomy places the organism in Eukaryota, Metazoa, Cnidaria, Anthozoa, Malacalcyonacea, Nephtheidae.